AUGCGUAAUUUGAGCCGCGACUUUCCGAAUGCAACAUCGCCUGAAGCAUCGGAUCUUUCUUCGAAAUAUGACUCCAUGACACCGUCUUGCGCUAGUGAUGAUGUGGAUGAUUUGGUAUACGAAGAACGUUCCUCGUCUCCUGUCGUCAAUAACUUCGUGAUUGAUUCCGAUAGUGAGUGCGAUAGGAACGCUAAUGAAAAGAUUGAUGACAAUGGAAAUAGUACAACAGAAGUGAUUACGCACAAUCUAGACGCUAACAGAGCAUAUCGGCAACGUCAUGCGCUUCCACCAAAAGGGUCAAAAGAAAGGGCAGAAAUUUUGAAGGAAAACGCGAAGAGGCGAAUGCAGGAGUCUGCCAAAAGACAUCAGUGA
This is a messenger RNA of Cylicostephanus goldi, 372 nucleotides long. The record is from the annotation of a GenBank genome assembly. NCBI's taxonomy places the organism in Eukaryota, Metazoa, Nematoda, Chromadorea, Rhabditida, Strongylidae.